This is a messenger RNA of Conger conger (European conger), 1386 nucleotides long. Its product is annotated as vasopressin V2 receptor-like. Gene Ontology annotation, cellular component: membrane. Bases 1 to 1074 code for a protein of 357 amino acids. Gene Ontology annotation, biological process: G protein-coupled receptor signaling pathway; positive regulation of vasoconstriction; regulation of systemic arterial blood pressure by vasopressin. NCBI's taxonomy places the organism in Eukaryota, Metazoa, Chordata, Actinopteri, Anguilliformes, Congridae. The record is from RefSeq and is a predicted model, not a curated record. Gene Ontology annotation, molecular function: peptide binding; vasopressin receptor activity. The transcript has 2 exons.
AUGGCUACUUCAUUCAAUGCGAAUAUCACUAACUUAACCCUGGAGAUGGGCGAUGACCAGCCUCGAGAUCACAGCCUGGCGAAAGUUGAAAUAGCCCUUCUAUGCAUUAUUUUCCUGAGUGCUGGCAUCCUUAACUCCGGGCUUGUGUUUGUGCUGUGGAAGAGACGGGAAAAGCUUUCUAGAAUGCACGUCUUCGUCUUUCAUCUAUGCUUGGCGGAUUUGGUGGUCGCGUUUUUCCAAGUGUGCCCUCAGCUGCUAUGGGACAUAACGGACAGGUUCAUUGGACCCGACCUGUUGUGCCGGUUUGUAAAGUACAUGCAAAUAGUUGGCAUGUUUGCGUCCACCUACAUGAUCGUGGUAAUGACUAUUGACCGCUAUCAGGCCAUUUGCAACCCCAUGGUCACGUUCCAGAGAGGGCGAGCGCGCUGGAAUGUCCCUGUUUGCGUAGCUUGGGCUAUAUCACUCAUCGGGAGCCUUCCUCAGAUCUUCAUCUUUUCCCGGGUUCAAGUAGCUCCCGGUGUGUUUGACUGCUGGGCUGAAUUCAUUAAACCUUGGGGACUAAAAACCUACGUGACAUGGACGACGCUUGUAAUUUUUGUACUACCCGUUUUCACUUUGAUCGUGUGCCAGGUGCGCAUCUGCAGAACCGUACAGAUGAACCUGUACAUAAAGACACACCAAGAAGGGGAAUCCGCGGUCACCAACCCACUUCCUUCCAGGAUUAGUAGCGUUGUGGGGGUGUCCAAAGCAAGAAUAAAGACAGUGAAGAUGACCGUGGUGAUUGUACUGGCGUAUAUAAUUUGCUGGGCUCCUUUCUUUACGGUCCAGCUCUGGUCUGUCUGGGACACGAAGGCACCCAUUGAAACCGCGAUCUUCACCAUCCUGAUGCUUUUGGCCAGUCUGAACAGUUGCGCGAACCCCUGCAUCUACCUGGUCUUCAGCUGGCAAGUGCCAAAGCGACUGGUGAAGUUACUGUGCAAGAAUCAGUCUAAGCUGAAAGAUUCCAUUCCCGACGAAGCCACGACGAUCAGCUCUAUCUACACAAGCUUCAAGAUCCCUUCGGAAUCGAGAUAAAUUGCGCCGCGAGGCACACUACUUUCGCAAGCUUCCUUCCAUGAAGAGCAGCUGGGGGUAUGAUUUGAAACGGCAACGCAUAACUACUGUUACCUACCAGCCGCGUUCUCUAUUUUCUGUUUGUAUAUUGAGUCGUGAGUUUUUGUCAUUGCGAUCCAUGCGCAGGAUAUACUGUACCCUAUGACACCUAGAGCUGCUUGCGAAUUUGUAAAUAGCCUGCUGUUCUCCGUACAAAACAUUGCAUGUCCUAUGGGCUAUGUGUAUGAUAAUAUAGUAUCAUAAUAAUAUAAUUUGACAGUGGAACAAAGUUAA